Messenger RNA from Vanessa atalanta (red admiral), 1115 nucleotides. RefSeq lists its product as uncharacterized. The coding region runs from base 7 to 939 and encodes 310 amino acids. NCBI's taxonomy places the organism in Eukaryota, Metazoa, Arthropoda, Insecta, Lepidoptera, Nymphalidae. The record is from RefSeq and is a predicted model, not a curated record. The transcript has 3 exons.
CAGGCGAUGGACGAAAGCGUAACGUCCCUCGCAUCCCGCCCCGUGAGCGCAAACACCCCACCCCCACUCAUAUCCUACUCACUGAAACAAGAAGUAGAUUAUGAUACACCAGAACUAGAAGAGGAAAUUAAUCCACUGGAGCAAGAAGAUGAACUUAUUACAAUAGACCAAGAAGAUGAUUGUAAUUCGCUAGAGCCAGAAAAAGAUUUUAUAUUAACGUUUGAAACCCUUCCAGUGUUGUGGGAUACGAAAAACCCCCACUACACAAAUAAAUACAGAAGGAACAAGGCUUUGGCUAAGUUAGUGCCAAUUUUGAAGAAAACUAAACCUGUCGCAACUAUACAGGAUGUUAAAAAGAAGAUUAACAGUAUAAGAUCUAAUUACCGAAGAGAACUGCGGAAAAUAAUCGCAUCGCAACAACCAGGAGCCAAAGAAAGCGAUGUAUAUAGACCAAAAAUAUGGUACUUUCCAUAUCUUAACUUUUUAAGGAAAUUGGAACAACGACAAUCUUCGGCCCAGCAGAAUGAAGACGAUCCUGAUGAAGAAAACAGCCAACGAUUACAUGAAAUUUCCCAAGUUGGAACGUCAUUUUCAUCAGUAAUUAUUCCAGAAACAACAUCUUCUAGAGUUAAAAAGAGGACUAGUCGAGGACAAUUGCUUGAUGUUCCAAGUCCAAGCUUACCGAAGCUAUGCAACGAAUCUUGCCAACCUAAGAAAAUAUCCAAUCACAUUGUUUUGGAAUGGGCUGAUAUAUUGGAAAAACUUGAUCCUUUGCAACGUCUGUAUGCAAAAAAAGCUAUCAACGAUGUUCUUUUUGAAGCUGAACUAGGCAAUUUACAUAAAAAUUCAAUCAAAAUUAAUGAAUCAAUCCCAAAUUUUACAUUGUCAUCCCCACAAUCAUCAUCAGUGAAAUCUCCGCCAUCCCCAACUUCACCCUGAGUAUUCGAUCACUGAUGUUACUGCUAUUAUGCUAAGUGUUAUCUAGGUUAUAAAUCUAGAUAGUGACCAUAAGGCUGAUCCAUUUUAUUCUAAUAUGAAGUUAUUUCUAUUAUGACGUGUUAAAACAUCUAAUCAUACUGUGAACUGAUCUCAGGACAAAAGAUUAUUUAAAAAAU